GGGGGUUGGGGAGGGUGGAGAGGCCGGGUGGCGGGAGUUGGGGAGGAUGUUCCUACCACCCUGACCACCUCCCUAGGUUUUUGCAGAGCUAAACGGCCUCAUGGUACUUAGGGACUGGUACUUAGGACAGAGAAGCAUUCACUGGAGCCCCCACCUCCUUCCUUGAUGGAUUCUUACCUGCUGCUCAAGUGUCUCUGCUGGGUUUUUGUGGCACUUUCCAGUGAGUGGUGUUUGUGGCACUUUACCUUUAAAAAAUAUUGUGACAGGGACUAGGAAGACUUGCUAUAUUAAUGCCAGUCAGGAAGGGAAUGAGGGGUGAGAUGGUGGCCGUCUGGGUAGAAGAGGGAAACGAAAAGCUUAUAGCAACUGGGAGGCUAAGGGGUGAACAGCCCAUGACACUGCCUCUCUGGCGGCAGUGCCACGGGACCAGGACCUACCCCAACACCCCCAGGGCACCCACAGAAGCAGAGCCCUCUGGGAGAAGCAUUUGGCUUCUCCUCUGUGAGCCUCUCGGGAAAGAGGCAUUUUUGAGCCAGGAGGUGCUGGGUGCCCCUUCCAGGCCCAGGUUUCCUGGCCAGCAGCGCUGCUGCCAACCCCCAGCUGACCCUGGCUGAGGCCUCUGCACUCACAGCUCUGGGGGGUCUCCCGCUGCGGCCAGCUCGACCGACCAGAGGAGGAAGGCAGGAGCGGCGUUCCCUGCUCCUACGUGGUCACGGCAGAAGCAACCACGGGGGCUGCAUUAACUGUUUAAGACAGUUACUGCACAAAGUCUCCGCUUUCAGCCCCUUGAAGUCUGAAGAGCAGAGGGCGCGAAGACCACAAAUGGGAAACCCAUGGAAUCACAGGGCGGGGAGAGGGAGAAGGAGAAGACACCACCUAGAUUCGGUUCCCAGUACUGCCUCCAGCAGCUCUGUGACCUCGGACAAGCCAGUCAACUGCUCAGUUCCAAUGUUCUCUCUGUAAAAUGGUGAUUAAUAGUAUCUACCUAGCAGGGUAGUUGAAAGGAUUGUUGAGAUAAUCCAAAGUGCCUUGGAAGAGGCCCAACCAAGAUGUGAACAGAUAAUCAAAUGUUUGCAGGUCCUGGGUGAAGACUAAGUGUUCUGCCUGCAGAUAGGGCCGUGCAGGGCAAGUUCCCUGCCUCUUACCAUCCUGAGGGAGACGCUGGGUUUUCAGAAGCUGUUUGAAUGUCAAAGGCAGAGAACCGGGGGAGUUCGUCCCAUUGAAAAAGAGGUAAGGGGAGCAGAAGUUGUGAACAUAUUAAGUUGGGCCAGCUUCUCCCCGAAAAGGCCCAGGGAGCAAGUCACAGGCAGAGGGAGAAGGAGAGCUGACCCCCCGACUCUCCUGGUCUCCAUAAAACGCUGGGUUGGGUGCUCAUCUCACCCACACUCUGCCCCCUGGCUGCAGAGGGGAUGCUGUGGGUAGCCAGGUCCCACAGGUGCAGCCUGAAGAGCCCUGUCCUCGUGUGCAGCAGCUCUGGACCUCAGGGCCACCAGCACCCAGUGGCUCAAUCCAGUGGCAUCCCAGAGAUCACUGGCAGUAAGGAUUCCUUGUGACACUUUGCAAAGUGUGUUUGCGUCUGUUAUCUGCUUGGAAAAAGAAGACAUUAAUUCAAAUCCUAGCUCUGUCCCGUGACCCUGGGCAAGUCAAUCCACCUCUCUGGGCUUCCGUUUUCUCAUCUGUAAACUGAGAGGUUGAACUAAAUCAAGAUUCUUAAUCUUUUGAUGAAUAUGGACCCCUAGGAAAAUCUGACGAAAGCUGUGGACUCUUGCCCCAGCAAAUUUCUCAAAAAAGUUCGGGGAGUUCCCAGAACCCCUGAAGUCCAUCCAGAGUCCGUCAGAGUGGCAUGGACCUGGACUAGACGGCCCCUACAUUCCCUGUGAGCUCCAAGGACUUCUUCUUCCUCUUAACUCCUCCUCUUUCUUAUGUGGAGCAAGGGGCCCUGUGGCAAGCAUGCGAGAACGUGCGAAAUAGAGCAGGCCUCAGAAGCAGAAUUAAUUGGUGACAUCGAAAUAAACUGAAACAGGUCAACAUUGAGCUUUUAGUCAAAAAAGCCAGCUACUGGGCUAAAUGAGCAGAAGGAGGUGGCCGCCACUGGGAAACAAUUCUCUGUCUCCCUCAGCACUACAUGGAGGCACUGUGUCCUGGAGGCCACACUGGGCAGGGGUGGGAGGAGAGCUUCCACAGCGGCGAGGGGCUGGGGGACAGGCUGCAUCGCUGACCUGGAAUGACCCUGAGACCCAGAGGGAGGGCCCGUCUGCUGAUUCCAGCAUAAUAACUCCAACUUCCUGUGCAUCCUCUUUCAAUCCAAACUGUUCCGUGUCUUCCAGGCUCGCGAAGUUGAAUUCCAUGCCUGGAAGUGACCUUUCUUCCUUCCUCCCACUCUUCUUCUCUCCUUUCAUCCCUUCCUCCCUUCCUCUCUUCUCUCUUCCUUCUAUAAAUGUUUAUUUUGUGCCUAUUAUGUGCCAGGCACUGUUACAGAAAUGAACAAAAUAGGCAAAAAUAAUUUCCCUCGUGGAGAUUGCUCUCUAGUAUAAGGAGAGACAGUAAAUAAAUAUACAGAUAAAAUAGAUAAUAUAUCAGUUGGUGAUAAUGCUAUGCCAAAAAAAAGUGGAGGAAGAUAGAAAGUGCUGGAGGUGGGAAGCGUGCUUGCUGUUUUAAAAAGACUAUUCAGUGAAGGUCUCAUUAAUAAGGUGAUAUUUGAGCAGCAACUUAAAGGAGAUGAGAGAACAAUGCAUGCAGAUAUUUGGGGGGAAUGUUUUUCACGCAGAGAGAACAGUAGGUGCAAAGGCUCUGAGGCAGGAGUGUGCCUUAUGAACUGAGGCCGCUGUAGCCGUAGCAGAGUGAGGGAGAGAAUGGUAGGCUUGCGGUCAGAGCAGUAGCAGGAGCAUUGUGAAGACCGGUUCAACUCAAACAGAUGGGCAGCCAGUGCAGGGUUGUGAGUGAGAACUGACAUGAUCAGGUGUAGGUUUUAAGGGUUUUUUCUGGCUGCUGAGUUAAGAACAGGCUCUAGGCAGGCCUUAGACACUAGCAAGAUCAUCAGCUGAGAAUGAGGACGAGGGAGAAGAUAUGGAAGUUUGAGAGGAGGAAGGGGUGCAAUAGUCACCCAGGAGAACAGGAGAUUGAGUGAACUAGGGAAGUCUGGUGGAAUUGCCAGGGUCCCUUUGGAGUUAGUGGUCACUGAUAGUGGCCAUUGACUUAAAGUCAGCAUAGUUUUCUAUUUUGCCCCAGUCAUGUUUGGCUGUGCAGAUGCAGACACUGAGUGGAUGGAAAGUAUUUAACUGGGGUUGGGUAUUGCUAGAAGGAUGUCAUGAAGUGAAAGCGGAUUAAGGGAUUUGAGUGGGUAUGCAAGGGCGUGAGUAUAACGAUGAAGUGAUAACAUGAGAGGGUGAUGGAGAGUGAAAGGUGGUAGGACAAUGGAGCAGAGGUCUCAGAGGUGCUGAAGGAUUGCUGGUAUUGGAGCAUUAGAGGGAGUGAGCUGAGGGGUAGAGACUAUUCAUUAUGGUAUGCUAGUUGAUGAGACAAAUAGGCCUCAGAAUUUAAGCCUCAAAAACAAUAGAUGUUUAUUUCCUACUAGCGAAACAACGAAAAAUAAGUGUUCCUCCUCGGCAGAUAGUUCUCCAAGCAAUGGUGCAGGGACCCAGGCCUCUUCCAUCUUGUGGCUCUGCCAUGCCUUAGGGCCCCGGGAUCAUCUGCAUUUGGCUAGCAGAAGGGGAAAUCAAGAACUCGCUUGUUAAAAACCUUGGCUCAGAAGUGAUUCUCAUUGUGUCCACUCACAUUUCACUGGCAAGAACUGGUCUCAUAGCCACACAGCAAGGCGGUGAGCCCCUUCUCAGAGGGAACUACACUAUGGAAGCGAUCAUGUCAGUUUCGGUGGGCUAUUAGCCAUCUCUGUCAUACAUGUGGUGAUGAGAGAGUGGGAUGAUAGAAAUUCAGAUUAUAGAGGAUUUGUAGUUAUCGGCCUACAGAAUGACCAAAGGCACCAGGGGCUGCCGGGAGGACAGAGCCACCAGAGGAGGGGUGGGCACACAGGAGUCAGAAGGAGAGGUGUUGAAAUCAGCAGGAAUCGUGCAUGGAGCAGUGUUGAGAGAGCGACAGUGAGCUCGGGGCUAAAGCCAGCAGCACGAGGGGAAGACUAUCACGGGUCGGGGCAGGGGUUGUGACAAUCUCCUCAGAGAAGCGUGGCCUAUUUCCAUGUCCUUUUAUUUUUUCUGACCUCAGUUUCAUGGUCUUUAGGGAGGUGACACUCUUUUCCUUCACAAAGUGCUUCUGCAGUUACCACACUCCUUUCCCACCACACUCCUCCAGACAGAUUUCUGGUAAGGCCAAGACCACAUCCUAGGCAUCUGCUAAUGUUUCUCUAAGAAAUGCUGGUACUUUUUGGAUCCCUGGAAAUCUCUGGUUGUGUCUCAAAGCCAUAGCUGGCCUUGUGCAUUCGCCCUCUUUUGGUAACCAUUCACUCAUGCAGGCAUGUGCAUACACACACACCCCCUCACAUACAUGCACACAUAUUCUCACACACACAUACAUUUACACACUCACACAUACACUCAUACACACGCACCCCCCCUCCACUCUUCAAUGCAUCUGUCUUGUUCCUUCACUCUCCGAGCCAUAAUUAAUAACCUCACUCCACACUACACAGCCCUCAGGGAGUUACUGGAGGAGAGUCUUUAACCGCCUGAAAGGAAACAAGGAGAGGAUAUGAACAGUUACUUCCUGCGAGCACAGAAUAAGAAAAUGGCCAUGAGCUUCAGCAGAAGAAAAUUAAGGUAGAAUUAGAAGGCAUUUUUUAAUCAAGAGGAGUCGAGAUCUUUGGACUUUAAGUAAUCUCCCUCUCUACUAAUUUUUAGAAAGAAUUUGACAGCAUUCUGUCUGAGAGAAAUACAGGGCUGAGAGCAACGCAGCUCAGAAGCCAACGGCUCUCAAAGGACUUUUCAAAAUGCCUUUUCCCCAAGACUCUACAAAGGGAGGAAACCGAACUGUGGCUGUCGCCAACCUGGGCUUAGAAACUCUGGGCUCUGCUUCAGGGCUCCAGUCUUUGGUUCACAACCCUCCUGAGGAGGAGAACGACCUUGGGCAUCAGGGAAAGCCAUGUUUCCCCAAGGUCAGUACAAUUAACACCUUACUUGACUGUGGAAGUGUGAAAAGAGAUGCCCCAAAUGAGCCCACCUAUUAACAUUCUUCCCAAAGGGUCAGAUUGCUCUUAUUUGCCGGGUCUGAAAAGGAGGCCUGGGUUGAGCUGGGAAAGAGCUUGCUGCUGCCCAGACACCUGGAGCUGUCAAACACUCUUCUGUCAUCUUCUGUCACCUCCCACACUGUCAGCUGCUUUAGCCUCAGACCCAUCCUCUGCCCUCCCUCUGGGGCCUCAGAGCCUGCUGAGAGCAGAAUCCUCGCCUACUAACCCUCAGAGUCAGAACAUUCUAGUAACUUAAGUCUGUCCCCUAUCGAUUCAUUGUCUUGUCAGGGAAUCUCACUUAUAAGUGAAGAACGGGCACAGAAGCCCUCCAGGGAGGGAGAGACCACCAUCCUAGCUUUGGCCUUUCUUCUCUGUCUCUCUGCCCACACUGGGGUCCCGGCUGGAUCCCAUUCUCCUUCUAAUUCACCCAUCUUAGCUUAUGUUCCACAUAAACCUAUUUCUUUAAUUUUUAUCUUCAGUUCAGGUGAAACCAUGCUAACAGUUUUCCAAGGUGUUUCUCUGAGAAACAAAAGAAACACUAAGUGGGAACAAAUAUAAGCAUCACAGGCACCUAUCUACAGAAGCCCGUUUCCUACCUGAGGUCUAAGCAGAGCAGGGCUCACUUGGCACAGCUUCCAGGUAUGACGGCCUGGGCUCCUUUGCUCACUUCAACCUUUUCAACCCUUGAAUGUGUCCUUCUGCCUCCCCUUCUUUGCCUCCUCCCUCCAGUGGGGAGAUCGCUGUCAGAGCCCCGACUAUGGUGCCCAGUCCCAGGUAAGUGGACCGAUACGCCACACUCAGAGAAUGGUCCUUCAGACAUAUGUUCCUGGACAGGGAGGCCGGAGUCCUGGCGCCAGCACAACUUCACAACCAGCCCUGAAUCUUCGGCAAACCUGUUUUCUCUGUCUGAGCCCUUUCCUUCUCGUCUUCUCCCUGUUCUGGGUGCUCAUCAAGGUCCUUCGUAAGUCAUACAUUCUAUAGGCAGAGCAAGGAAGAGCAGAGUCGGCUUCUCUCCAGCCCUCUCCCCAGCAAGUGUGAAGGGUUAUUUCCCCACCCAACAGUGGGGAACCAAGCCCAACAAGAUGAGGUUUUAACCCUCCUUUUCAAUCACAGCCUUUUUUCUCAGAAAACCCUUAAGUCAUAUCCGCCUGUUCUCAACUCCUUGGUCGCUUGCCAAGAUGGCCACAGGAGAGGAACACAUCACACAAACACUUCUUCUGUUCUUCACGCCCCGCCCCCUCCCAAACUGCCAAAGUCGAACAGAGGGCAACUGGAGCAGGGUCAUUUAGCUGCCUGGGGCCUGUCGCUGCCAUGUUCUUGCUGAGGUGGACUGGCCCUGAGCAGGAUGGGCGCUCAGAGCACCCGAGGCCUCAGAUCACUCAGUUCCUGCUUUGUCAGGGGCAAGGUGUGGUCUAAGACAGCACAACCCAGGUGACAACAUAAGCCACACAGCAGAAAAGGAAACCAGAUCAAGUGGAUAGCGCACGUUGCAUACUUGUGGUAUAAUCAUUUACAAAGGCCAAGUGACCUCAAGAUCGUAGUGGGGGCCGACUAUGAGAGCGAAGUUCCUGGUCUCUAAACAGCGGUCUACAGAUUCAGGUGUAGGCAGAACAUAGUAGAACCUCCAUUUAUUUUAUUUUAAAUUUCACCAUUCAAAAUUUCGCAUUGUGUAAUGUACACGUUUAAACAGUUCAAUUUAUAAGUAACAUACGUAUGUUGGGGUGAAGGCUCAGGAAUGUAUUUACGGGGAAAUGUAUGUUAUCAAAAUGUUUGGAAUCCACUAUCAAGCAGUUGUGCUGUUUGCUCAGUUGUGUACUGGGGUGGAGUUUUUCCAACUGCUAGGAAUGAAUUGUAGUGGGGAGACCGGGCAGCUGGUGGGAACUGAGGUGCUGUCACAUUCCACUUAAGACAACAGCAGCAGGGGACUGUCUCUGUCUGAGAAAGGAGGAGACAGGAGCCCCAAGAAGGCCAGAAAACUGUGUUGGUCUCAGCCAGGCCCCAAGAGAACCCAGGUGGAAUGUUUGCACUUUCUCAGCCAAGGCAGCCAGAGGCAUCCCAGAGAGGAGAGAAUUACACAUGGUCAUUCUCCAAACCUUAACUCAGCACUUUCCUGCGCAUCCCUGUCUUCAUCCUGGAACCCAAUAAACAUAAUCUAAUCACUCUUCUCACUGGAACAAGCCCGGGAGAUCAAGGGGAAGUGAGCAGUGGACCUAAUCUUUCCCACAUUCUGUUUGUACAAAGUGAUCCUCCGCAAGCUGGAAGAACGCUAUGCAGGCGCCCAAGCAGGGCUGCCAUGCGGAGGAAGGAACCCAGAGGCCAGCUCCCUCUGCAAUGACGUCAGUGCUGGCCUAAUGGGUCCAGGCUGUUGACUCUGCCUGCAGAAUGGAAAGCUUUCUCCUCGAGCCUGGCACCAAACUGGAGAGCAGGGCUGACACUUGGAGGUCAGGACUAGCAUUGAAAGUGGCCUUGAUAAAAGGAGUGUUGUUAAGGACAAAUAUAGAAAAGGGAUGGAAAGACAAAUCACACAGAUUGGACUGGUCUGUGUACCAACAGAAAAAAAGAAACCUCAAUGAUGAAAGUCAGUAGUUGAGGUAUAAAUUAAAAGAAGUAAGCAUGAGGCUCGCACUCCAGGGCUCUUUCUGCCAAGAGUUUAACACGCCCUAGAGCAUCCUUCAGCCAAUUGCUCAUCCCUAAGUCCCAGCAAGAUGAUGCGGGCAAUCUUCCCAUUCCCUAGGAGAGGACUUGAUUUACUGAGAGAUGCCUGGAUCACCUGCCCACGGAGCACAGCUGGACGCAGGACUCCCCUGAGCUCUACUCUUCCUACCACAGGAGACUCACCACUCCCUGUUCUCUCCCUCCAUCACUCAGAGCACCCCAAGAUCUGGCUACCUCGGGCCCUGAGGCAGACCUACAUCCGCAAGGUUGGAGACACCGUGAACCUACUAAUCCCGUUUCAGGGCAAACCCAAACCUCGAGCCACGUGGACAUGUGAUGGCUGUGCCUUGGACGCCAGUCGUGUGAGUGUGCGGAAUGGGGAGCGGGACUCCAUCCUCUUCAUCCGAGAAGCCCAACGUGCAGACUCCGGUCGCUACCAGCUCAGUGUGCAGCUGGGCGAGCUGGAGGCCACCGCCACCAUUGACAUCCUGGUGAUUGAGAGGCCAGGCCCUCCUCAGAGUAUCAAGUUGGUGGAUGUUUGGGGCUCCAACGCUAUCCUGGAGUGGACACCUCCCCAAGACACAGGCAAUGUGGCACUCCUGGGAUACACGGUGCAGAAGGCUGACACAAAAUCUGGGCUAUGGUUCACAGUACUGGAACGUUAUCAUCGCACCAGCUGCACUGUCUCCAAGCUCAUUGUCGGCAACUCCUAUGCAUUUCGAGUCUUUGCUGAGAACCAGUGUGGACUCAGUGAGACAGCCCCCAUCACUGCCGACCUUGCCCACAUCCAGAAAGCAGCUACUGUUUACAAGACAGAGGGGUUUGCCCAGCGAGAUUUCUCUGAAGCCCCAAAGUUCAGCCAGCCUCUGGCAGACUGCACUACAGUCACUGGCUAUGACACCCAGCUCUUCUGCUGCGUCCGCGCCUCUCCCAAGCCAAAGAUCAUCUGGCUGAAGAACAAGAUUGACAUCCAGGGCAACCCCAAGUACAGAGCCCUCACUCACCUGGGAAUCUGCUCCCUAGAAAUUCGCAAGCCUGGUCCCUUUGACAGGGGCAUCUACACCUGCAAGGCGGUUAACCCCCUGGGGGAGGCGUCUGUGGACUGUCGGGUGGACGUGAAAGGUAAGGGCAGCGCUCGUGCCUUAGGGUGCAAGCAUCUCCUCUCUCCCCAGCUGGAAAAGUCGUUGGCAGAGACCCAGCCUCCACGGGGAAGGGCCUGGUUUGCUUCCUCCUUCAGGUCCCCUCAUCACUGGCAUCAUCGGGAUGUACUUGAGGAGCUGCUCUGAUGGUCCACUAUUUCAUUUCUCUCCAUCAAUUCUGUAACACGGGAAGAAUCGCUAUUUCCAUUUUGCAAAGGAGAAACCUGAGGCACAGGGAGGUGACUGGUUUACCCAACAUUUCCAGUGUUGGUUGAGGAGCUGGCAUUAUGGUGGAAAGAGCCCAUGUCUCCUGGGCCUCACCCAGAUUGUUUUUCUUUAAAAUAUGCAAUCUUCUGAAUCGAUUCCCUCUGGGGGACUUUCCCCUCUGGUUUGUUAAAAGGGAAUAUUGUACCUCCUCUCUAUCUCUUAUAAAGUACUCAUUCAUUUAUCCAUUCCUGUCACCUUGUUCAGAGCUCCAUCGUUGCAUUUAGCAUAUUGUUUUAUAAUUGUCUAUUUCCUGAUCUGUUUCCUCAUUAGAUUAUGGGCACUGUGAGGGCAGGGACAGUCUCAUUCGCCUUUGUCUCCCCAGGGUUGAGCCCCAUUUCUGACACACAGUGGGCACUGUCUAAGUGCGUGUAGCAUGAAUCAGGAGUGAAUGGGCCUUUCCAUGUGCUGCUCUUCCCUGUGCAUGGACUCCUAAUUAGCACCAUGGACUCUCGAAAAACCUGAGUAUAUCCCUUCCCAAUGCUCCGAAAGAAGGUUUCCCAGAGAUUUCCGAGAUGUUAACAUUGAGAAAUGUCUGAAUUCUUGCAGCUCCUCAUUGAAGCUCCCUAAGAGGACAUGGCAACUCUGAGGAAGGUAAGGAGAGAGGGACAGGGGUCUGAGUGAGAUAUUUCAUGUUUGUGGCUAGUGUUGUUGAGUCUGAGAUAGCUAUGCAUCCCUGAGUCUUUCAACCAUGCACUCGCUGGUGACCACUUUUCUUAGUAAGCUAGUACAACCUUCCCUGUGGAGGGAAUUUACCACAGAUGAUGUCUACUUUUGUCGCAUCUUCUAUCUAUCUGUACUCCUCAAGCUGAUGAUAGGAAUUAAACCUAAUGGUCCUCUGAAGAAGAGUGACAGCAUCUAGCUAAUUGCAAGGGGAUUCUGUGGGAGGGAGGUGGGCAGGUGCUAGAAGAAAAGGUGUCAAGGGAACAAUCAGGAGUGGAGGAUGGAUGAGGUUACCUUUACCUCAUGGCGGCAGCAUGGAAGAGGAGAGAGGAAGCUGCUCCUGUCAAUUAAGUGUUUCUACCUCAGCAUCAUAAGCAUGGUGAGAAACAAAUUAGUUUGCUUGUUUUUUACUUUGAAGUUUAUGGAUUCUUUCCCUUCCAAGAGAAGAAAACCACCAUCAUCAUUGCAUGUCAAUAAUAAUUGAACAUGUGGGUAUGUGGUCCCAAGCAGCACAUCAUUGGCAAAGGGCAACUCAGUUCAUCAUUUAGAAUUUGACAGUUCCUUCAUAUUCUAAAUCAUUCACAGCAGAAAUGUUGUGUACAAACUGGUGAGUGAGGUGAAAAAGAAGCUCAGGAGAGAAUUAAGGAGAACUGGUUCCCAAUGUCUCCUCUGCCCUGGAGCUCCCAGCUGAUGAAAAUUGAGAAUGAAUUCCAUUCCAGAAGCCAUUAUUUAAGCCUAUCAUUGAUAUACAGCAAAUGAAAACCCUACGGGAUGCAUUAAAAGCAUAGACUUCUCAGGAGAGCUCUGUCUGCCAGCUGGCCCUCAAAGCCAGCUCUCUCGCCAUCCUUCCGUUCCCUCUGUGUUAAUGUUAACGUCGUGUUGUGUUGGUGUUGGCCUUGUUAGUGUUAGCUGCCCUCCUACCUCUCUCCCAGCCAGUGCCCAGCAAUGAAGCAGAGUAAGUAGAGAAUUCAUAGCACAGGAUCCAGGGACCAUAAAGAGGGAUUGCCUCAGCAUCCUGGAUGUGCUCUGGCUGUUUGCUGUUAUGGCCACAGCAGACCUUCUCUUUUCUGUGCUUCCAGGAAGCCUGAUUGUGCUGAGAUUGUGUUCUUGAGGAGCUCCAGUCCAGUGCCUGGUUUGGACUAAUCUAAAUAAAUGUGUGCAUCCUCAGUG
This is a messenger RNA of Equus caballus (horse), 11067 nucleotides long. The record is from RefSeq and is a predicted model, not a curated record. Lineage: Eukaryota; Metazoa; Chordata; Mammalia; Perissodactyla; Equidae.